CUUUCAUUGCCAAGGGAGGGGCUGGUUCCAGCUUAUCAGAGCGGCACAGGCGCGCACAGGUGGGCGUGUGCGAGACAAAGCGCGUCCCCUUCCACCUGAGCGAGCAUGCAUGCGCAGACCCUCCAGGAUUCCCAUCUCUCUCUAUCUCCUUCUCUAUCUUUACCCUAAAAUUAGAUCAUUUUGAACCGGACUUCUGCGCAGGAGCUUGUGCGCCGCUGGACGCGUUCUCUCCGGUCUCUGCUUGUUGGUGUCUUUUGACCUCUCAACAGCCUGCGAAACUCCAAAGGCUAUGACCCGUCUUCAUCAUCGUCACUUUGGCCCUCGCCAUGGUCGCCCAUCAGCCCAUCGGUGACCCAUCACCCCGCAGUAAAACCUGCCUCCUUCCCUCUCAGCUGGCGUCCAAUCAUCAGCAGUGAUGCAUGUGACGGGCAGCGUUUCCCCGGCCAGCGAGACCGAACGUUUCUCUUUCCAAGAUGGAGCUGUAGGCUUCGCCAUGCCUAUGUCUCCUCCUUCUCCUCCUCGCUCUCCUUCGAGGUUAUCUGACCACGAAGGCGACCAAACCAGUUCUCCUGACCCUCCUUUGCCUCCCCCUCCUCCCCCUCCUCCACCUCUUCUUCCUCCUCCUCCUCCUCCACCGCCUCCCAUGCUUCCAGGGCUAGAAGACCCUGGAGUAGGCCUGAGGAAAAAGAAGAGGGUCAGGAGUUUCAACUGGAAAACGAUUUCAGAGGAUCAGGUGAAGGGACGGCCCAACCUGUGGACUCAGGGCCGAGGGCGGAAGCAGUUCCACAUCGACAUUCAGACCAUCGAGGAGCUGUUUGGUCAGAACGACGAAUCAAAGAUUAUGGGCACCAGGGGAGGCUCGGCCAGGAGCUCGUUCAGAGAAGCCAAAGGGGAGGUCUCCAUUCUAGACUCCAAGCGGGCGAUGAACGUUGGAAUCUUUCUCAAACAGUUCAAAAGGUCCAAUCAGACGAUAGCGGAUGACAUUCGCCGUGGCAACAGUGAGCAGUUUGGGGCGGAGCUCCUCCGGGAGCUGUUGAAGCUGCUGCCGGAGACAGAGGAGGUGAAGAAACUGACGGCGUACCGAGGCGACGUCUCGAAGCUCCCACUGGCCGAUUCCUUCAUGCACCUGCUGAUUCAGCUACCCAGUUACCCAAUCCGCAUCGAGUCCAUGCUGCUGAAGGAGGAGUUUCCUGUAGUGUACGAGGCCAUGAAGCGAGACAUUAAGAUCCUCCGCUGCGCCACCAAAGAGUUAAUGUGUUGUGAGGAGCUCCAUGCAGUUCUCCACCUAGUGCUGCAGGCUGGAAACAUCCUCAACGCUGGAGGCUAUGCAGGAAAUGCAGCAGGCUUCAAGUCGUCGUCACUCCUGUCUCUGGCCGACACCAAGGCCAACAGACCAGGCAUGAACCUGCUGCACUUUGUCGCUCUGGAAGCUCAGAAAAAAGAUGAGAAGCUGCUGGAGUUUCCUCUGAAACUGAUCCAAGUCCAGCUGCGCCAGUCGGCUGAUCAACUCUGUCAUUGUGCACUUAUACACAGACUUCUACUGAAUCAAACCCAUGAACCUCGUGUGCGUUUUGUCGUCCCUCAGCUUGCCACGUCGUCUCUGUGUUGGUUGCGCGACAGCCGGCAGCAGCUGGAGAAGGAAGGCGAUGAGCUGAUGGACUUCUUCUGUGAGGACAGAGAGACGUUCAGGCUGGACGACUGCUUCGGCGUCUUCCACACCUUCUGCUUAAAGUUCACCAAUGCUGUCAAGGAGAACAGGGAGAGGGAAGCAAAGGAGGAAGCUCGGCGUAGGCGAAUGCAAGAGCUGGAGGAGCAGAAGAGACACUCCUGGGCUGGAGGCGAGCAGGUGAGCGGAGCCGUCGGGUGGCGCUGCAGCAGCGAGAGCGACAUGUCAGCGCAGUGUCCGCACCUUUUCUGUCACCGAGACGAUAUGGUGAUCGCAGAUUUGGAUCAAGAGGUGGUGAACACAUUCGAAGUCCAGAAGGUGAAGAACGACUCUCAAAACUCUGACGCACAAAUUCUUGAGACAAAUUCCUCCUCACUGCAACGAGAGGAGAAAGACCGUCCUCCCUUUAUCCCUAGAGUGGCGCCUGCAGAACCAAACACCAACGUCACCUCAGAUCCCUCUGAAGGAGAUAAAGAACUGGCCAAUCAAGAGGCAGCAGCACAGAGCUCCACCAAUAAGAAAAACAACAAGGUGACUGAACCAGAACAAUCAACAUCUUCUAGUCACUCAGCUUCCUCCAAACUUUCCACUAAGAAACUCCCUACCUCUAAACCUCGACCUGCUGGGGUUAAAUCUUCAAGCCCGAACAACUCCUCUACAGCAGGCAGGUCCAAGCCCGUCCGCACCCUCACCAACUCUGAGAACCAGGGAAUGAGGCGAGUUGUGCCCAUUUCCAGGACCAGCCGAGGUACUCCAUCCUUAGCCAAGCGUCCUGAGAACCGGGGCUCCUCCAGCACCACAGUGCCAGCAUGUCCACGUCUCCAACUAACACACUAUCCCAGCGCCUUUUACCAGAACUGGCUCCCUAAAGCGCAGAGGAACGACAGCGGCAGCAUCUCUGACAAAUCCACUCAUUCUAGGGACUCGGUCAAGGCCCCCAGGCCAACCUGGAGAUAACAGGAAACGGUGUUUGCUGCAGCUGAAGGGAAGUAAAAGGACACACUCCAAUAUGAAUUUGACUCUUGUACAUGUAUGCAGAAAGAAAUAAUUCCCAACCAAAAAACUACAUUGAAGAAAGUUACAUUCCAAUAUGAGACACAGACAUUAUUAUUUGAGUUUGUGAGGCUUCAUCCCAAUAUCAAUAAUUUGUCUCCUUUGCAUUUCAAUCUUGUUGGUGAUAUUAUAAUUAAUAACAAUUAGAAGCACUAUGUCACGUU
Molecule: messenger RNA, 2883 nt
Organism: Mugil cephalus (flathead mullet)
Lineage: Eukaryota; Metazoa; Chordata; Actinopteri; Mugiliformes; Mugilidae
Product: FH2 domain-containing protein 1-like
Exons: 17
Coding region: 416-2623 (735 amino acids)
Source: RefSeq, a predicted model, not a curated record